Molecule: messenger RNA, 4349 nt
Organism: Anopheles arabiensis
Lineage: Eukaryota; Metazoa; Arthropoda; Insecta; Diptera; Culicidae
Exons: 4
Coding region: 2661-4166 (501 amino acids)
Source: RefSeq, a predicted model, not a curated record
GAACCGUAAGUCAAAAAGCUUACGAAAACCCAAAAUAACGAUAACUCAAAUGCUGAAAACGACCUUUCGCUACUCUUCAGCACUACUGUUCCUCAGCAGUAGUGUUGAGUUUCGUGAAUUUCGUUGAGAUUGACUCAUAUGAAUCUUCAGCGAUGAAAGAUUCGAAUCUUGAAUCGAAUCUCCAAGGAUACAUGAGUCUCUAAUCCUUGGGGAUUCAUGAAUCUCGAAAGAUCCAGGGAUUUAUGAAUCUUUACACAUAUAUGGUUUUGAAAAUAUUUGGGCGAUUCCAUGGUACAGUGGUAAACUCGCACAACUUAACAACAUGCCCAUCGUGGGUGAAACCCUCGCAUGGACCGUCUUCCCGUAGCAAAACAAACUAUGCCGAAAAAAGCCUGCAUAGGCUGCCAUUACCACGUAGAUUGUGACGCCAAGAAGAAGAAUAAUAAGAAGCUCAAGCUCUAUUAAUCCCUUUACAUUCAUAAAACCCUACAGAUUCAUGAAUCUUUCGAGAUUCAUUGAUCUUUGAAAUACAUGAAUCUUUGCAAACAAGAUUUAGAUUCAUUGAAUCAUUUCAAAUAUUCAUUCAGAUGUAUGAAUCUGAAUCAGAUUUACCCAACACUACUUAGCAGACCUUACCUUUCGUUUAAACAAGUUUAUGUUGACGUUGGUUUAGUUAAUCUGUUUGAACUUUAACAAAAUUCAAAAAUGUUUUUAAAUAUUCGUUUGGCGAAUCGUAGGAAAACCAAAUUUACCAAAAAUAUUAAAUGCCCAAAACGACCUUUCACUAAGCGAUUGUUCAAGAAUCUGCAAUCCACAAGUUGCUGAUUACUUUGACAAGCAUUGAAAUCAGCAGUCGAUGUGACAUGGCCCGAUCGACAAUCAUUCUCCAGGAUGCUCGGUCCCAGGCUGCAGCUUCCUAUCCUUGUAGCCACUCGAUUUCCGACAGGUCUCGCUUCACCUGAUCCAGCCAUCAAGUUCACUGUGCUAUCCUGCGCCUUAUGCCGAACUGAGAAUCGCUGUCGAACUACUUCUUGAAGGGGCUGGCAUCCUCAUAACAUGCCCCAGCCAUCGUAUCCUUCGCCAGCCUUCGCCACCGUCAGGAUGCUCGGUUUGCCAUACAGCUCAGCAAGCUCGUGGUUCAUCCUUUUCCUCCACGCUCCAUACUCCAACACACCCCCAAAGAUGGUCCGGAGAAUGCGUCGCUCAAACACUCCCAGAGCUUUUUCUUCCUCCACUCGAAUGGUCCAAGACUCAUGUAGGACCAUAGAGGACUACCUGGCGAAUCAAUGUACCAUAUAUCUCACAUUUCGUGCGGUCUCGAAGUCCUCUGGAUCUCAGCAGUCAGUGAAGCCCGUAUUUCCGGAUUUCACUGUUUUAUGUCGUUGUCGGAAGUAACGGCCGUCCCGAGAUAGCAGAACUCCUUUACUACCUCGAGCUUGUCGCGGUUAACUAAUACACUGCUUCCCAGAUGGUCUGAGUCUCCGGCAAACAGGUACUUCGUCUUCGUCACAUUGAUUCUCAAACCAUUUCUUGCUACUUCGCGUAGAGGAUCGUGCCACGGAUGUCGUUGUCUAAUCCCGCGCGUCGAAUAACACCUACCAGGGUGAUGUUGAAGAGCAGACAGGAGAGUCCGUCACCUUUUUUUUAUGACGAACUUGCCGAACUUUAUGAAAUCAACUUGCCGAAACCACCCGGCUUUAGCACACUUUACUGAUAUCUCAGUAUAAAGUUCACUAUUGCCAACAAUGAGCUUAACCAAUUACCGAAAAUUAAGUUGAUUUUACUUUUAAACGGCUUUCGGCAUCAUUAUGUAUACCACGGUUGUGCGUUAUCGUAACGUAACCGCGAUUAAUAGGUUUAAAAACGUAAGCAGUCAUUCUUAUUUUUAGUCAUGACUUUUGAUUUUACAAAAUUCCAACAUCAUAACCAAGCCCUCAGUUGUGCGGAUCUCGGUUGUUUUAAUUUGGCCAAAACUUGACCACAUCAAUAAAUAAAUAAAUAAAUAAUACGUAGAGCGCUAAUUGGUCGAGGAUAUUGAAGGCAAAGUAAUUAAAGUUAUUUGUUAUUUUUUAUGUUAAGGGAAUAUAAGUUAUAAAUGAAAAAUAACAAUUAGUAGUUGGAAUUAUUGCAAAAUAGUACAAUUUGGACCAGGCCAUUUCACGAAAGCGUGCUCUUUAGAAUGUUUUACUGUACCGUUAGACAUUACGACACUCGAUGAGUAACAAACAUUCGCGUUGCAGUUUGAAGCUAGUGCGUUAAUGCUAUUUUUCAUUCUUGAAAAAAGCGACUGAAGCAUGCAAUGCAGGGCCCUCUUAUUACAGCCCAACGUAAGUAAAUGUGCCCAGACGAGCUGUACUUGGAGCAAUUAUUUACACUUUUGCCAUGCUCAAUUUAGAGCAAACGAAACCGUGUUGUUAAUCUAAAGCGGAGGCCCAGAAAGAAGCCCAGAAAGAAGUGUCCAGAAUCAUCCAGCCGCAAACGGCUGAAACGACGUGCUGUGGUUCCAAACGAAUGCAUCGAUGCACAUGUGCAUCCGUACAAAACGCGAGAAAAGCGACUCGUGGGCGACAUAAUUCAAGUCGUAGAACCUAAGAGACUUCCUGUGUGACGACCGCAUGGCAGUCGAGCUCCAGUUGUGAGUCAGCGCCAGUGGAUUAAAGAUGUUCUUCGGCGGUGCGUUGACAGCGAUAGCGGUGGUAGGGUUUGGUGCUUUGUUGGCCACUGGCGAUGACAUCGGCUCCGACACGGAUUUCAUGAUAUCGGCCGACGGUAUCCUGAACGAGCAGCUGAUGCCCAUCACCUACCUAAUGCUGGACGGUGGUGGGUGUGAUUCGAGGUCGCGGGAAAGCUGUGCGCUGGGUAGGGAGGCCGAAGGUCGCACCGAACCGUCGGACGAACUGCCGCUGAAGGAGCUCGGUAGUGAUGCCAGCUACAGCAGUGCACUUUCCACGCUCGAAUUCCAUCGCACCAUGAUCAAUCUGUACCGCUGCAAGGGUUUCCUGGCCAAGCGCAUCAUCAACGUGGUCCCGGCGCAAUCGCAACUGUUCAAGCGCAUGAGCGCGGCCCAGAUGCCCAACAGCUCCGCGCUGGUAAUGAGCCAAGACCCGACCGACGGUAUGCUGUACGAUCCCGGCUCGUCCGGCUACAAAGAGUGGCUUACCAAAACAUCCACGCUGGACGACAUCUACGAAAACUUCCUCUCGAUGCGGAAGGCUAACGAUACGGUUAGCCGCAACCUGCACCAGGCGGCCUCCACCACCAUCAACCGGGUGUCGGAGUCCGCGAGCCAGCCAGCCUCGAACUCGCGCCUCAGCCAGGAGGAGUACUUUGACGAGGGCAUCAUUACCGGGUACGCCAUGCAGCCGGAUCAGGUUGGCGGAGUAGCGCCCGGCGGCUUAGGAAACUACGAACGUUACGGUCAGCAGCAGCAGCAGCAGCAGCACAAUCACCACCAGCACCAGUACGGUUCGCAGGAUCUACAGCUCCGACACUCCAAGUACCAGCGGGGACUGCUGCAGGGCGAGGCGGACGGCGGGGGCGGGUACGAAGCGUCCCGGGGGGAUUACGGCUACCAUCACCAUCACCACGCGCCGAUCGUCGAGUACGAGGAGAAAACGCUCGACAAGAGCAGCAGCCUGCUCGGGCUGAAGGACCUGUUCGACAUUGCGCUGACCACGCUCGCCUACCUGUCGUUCGGCAUGUUCAUACUGCAGGUCAUCAUGUGCAUCACGAUGACGAAGAGCGACUCCAGCAUGAUGAUACUGCCGACCACGCCCGAGGUCGAGGUGGAGGAGGACGAGGGCCGUCGCUUUGCGCGCUCGCUCACCGUGGACGGGUCGGUGCGGACCCGCGAGCUGAACCAGCUGGCCCGGUAUGUGCUGGAUUCGAUCGAUGCGAUUGGGAGCGGCGGGCCGGAGCCGGACCGCUGUCUGCAGGCGUGCCUGUGCAGGGCGAACCGGUUUUCCCGCACCCUCACCAGCAUCCCGGGGUAUUGGGUGAGCGUUUGGAGCUUUGGCGUAUCCUGGCUGGCUCGGUACAAGCAUCCUUCACGCAACAACCCAUCGUUCGCGCUGAAGUGCAUGAGUGCGGCGUUGAUAGGGCUUGGCAAUGGGAAGUGUGCGGAACUGUACCCAUGUGGUGGUGGGAAAAAAUCCAAACCAUCCUAGGGAGGAAGCGUGGCUCAGUCAAGAUUGUACCAGAAAAGCAAUCUAUAGUUUUUUUUUUUUUGUAUUGCAUAAAUAAUUUAUAUUAUACCACCGGCACGUAAAAAUAAUAUUAAGUGUGGCAGAUACGGUUGUAAAACAGUGACAAAGUCCGAAUAAAAAAAAGCAAAACUGUUUAUUAUUUCA